Rhizophagus irregularis DAOM 181602=DAOM 197198 is the source of this 1772-nucleotide messenger RNA. RefSeq lists its product as uncharacterized. Gene Ontology annotation, cellular component: snRNA-activating protein complex. Gene Ontology annotation, biological process: snRNA transcription by RNA polymerase III; snRNA transcription by RNA polymerase II. Lineage: Eukaryota; Fungi; Glomeromycota; Glomeromycetes; Glomerales; Glomeraceae. The record is from RefSeq and is a predicted model, not a curated record. Gene Ontology annotation, molecular function: RNA polymerase III type 3 promoter sequence-specific DNA binding; RNA polymerase II cis-regulatory region sequence-specific DNA binding.
GGAAAACGAAAUGGUGUACGCGAACUCAGUUUAAAAAAACGCGAAAAUUUUUAGAAAAUCACGUGGUUCGAUAUUGUAAUUGAUUAUCAGGUUUUUGGACUUUUUACGCUUUCAUUAAAUUCUGCACAUUAAUAAAUGCGUAAAACUUCAUUUAUAGCAAAUUCCUUAUUUCUCAAAAGAUUCAUUUAUAGCACAAGAGUUUACUUCAGCUUUAGUAAGAACUCUUCAAUUUCUCCAAUUUCACCAUUACCUUAUUUGCUCUCAUCUUCAGUACGUAAAUUAUUGCAUUACAAAAUAAUAACGCGCAAUAAAAAAUGGAAUUAUGAAGAAGAUAAUAUACUUUUGAGAAGAGUAAUAAGAUAUGGGUGGAAACAUUGGGGAAUCAUAUCACAGGGUUUUACAAAUAGAUCUUCUUUAGAUUGUUAUUAUCGUUAUAGAUACGGUCUAAAAUAUUUAAUAGAUUAUUCUUAUAUUAAUCAGUCAUCAAUAAUGUCAUUGACAUUAAAAGAACAACAACAAUUUUGGAAAAAUUUAAGUAAAACAAAUAACUUAAAACAAACAUUACAAUUAAGAACAAACUCUUCAUCAUUAUUGAAAAAGUAUUUUAUUGAUAUGCAAAAAUUUUCAAGAGAACAACAACAAUUAUCACCAGUUAAUUAUAAUUCAGUUUUACAAAUCAGUAAGAAAAUUAAUGAAAAUAAUGGUGUUACAAGAAAACCUUGGACGAAGGAUGAAACUAAAAGAUUAGUAUAUUUACUAUCUAAUUACGCUUCACUAGAUAAUCAAUUACUUUUCUCCCGUAAUUCCUGUAAUAAAGGAAAAAGUACUAUGUAUAAUUGGAAAUUGAUUAGUUCAACCUAUUUUCCUAACAGGACUUUAAACGAUGUUAAAGAUAAGUGGCAUAAUAUUCAAACAAGAAUUCCUUGGACAAAACAAGAAGAUCAGAUUAUUAUUGAUGGUGUAAAACAAUUUGGUGAAAAAGAUCAAUGGGAUAAAAUUGCUUUGAAAAUUAACUCAAUUGCUCCUAAUUCAACAAUUUCAUCUGAUUUUUCUUCCUUGCUAACAUCUGCUGUUAGAUCACCGAGUCAAUGUAUGGUUAGAUGGAGAGAUACUUUAAAACCUUUGCAAUCAAAGCAAAAAAAAUUUUCUGAAUUUGAACAUUUAAUCUUAGUAAAAGCAUUAAAAGAAGUGUCUUUAAAAGGUAAUCAAAUUGACUGGAAAUCCAUUCAUCAAUAUUAUCUCCCGAAUAGAACUCCGUUACAACUAUAUAAGCAUUAUUAUAACGUUAUAUGUAAACCCGCUAAAUGGAACUUACAAGAAGAUGAACUUUUACUUAAGACUAUCAAAGAAUAUUGUCAUCAAUCAGAAGCACAAGAAAAUUCUCAAGAGACCUUUCCCCUUUCUUUGAGGGAUAAUGAUGUAUGGAAACGAAUUGCUCAGAAUAUUCCUGGUAGAACUGCAAUUCAAUGUAGAAAUAGAUAUAUAGAUACACUUAAUCCUUCUUUAAAAAAAGGUCGUUAUACAGCAGAAGACCAUUUUCAAUUAUUUAUGUCAAUUAAAAAGAAUGGUCAUAGAUGGUCUUUAGUUGCAAAAGAAAUGGGUAGAUCAAAAGUUGCUAUUGCUAAAUUAUAUAGUAUAUGGAAAUGUCGUAGGAAAGUUUCAAGGAUACGUAUUAAUAAAGGGGGUAUAAAUAGCAUUUAUAGUAAGUUAUUGAGCCACAUUUAAGACUUUACUUCUUAAUCCGUAAAAUAUUUAUUUUUUUUUGUACAUAC